AUAAUAUCCGGUCCAUCAGCCUGCAGUGAGUUGCAUUGAAAUGGAUCAUCAUAGGUUGUUAGUGUAGGAGGUUGUGAUAUAUCAGAAAUGCUCUGACGUCUCUCUUAUAACGAGCCUGACAGAAGGUUGGAAAGUUUCACCAAGUCUGAGGCGAACUUAACGUCAUCAUGAAUUACGACAAUACAGACGCUGACAAAAGCUUUCAAGGUGAUGAUGAUUACGAGAAGAAGAGUCGUCGUACCGAUCUCCUACUGGGCAAGAAACGGGAGAGCAAGAAAGGAAGUCGAUAUGUAAUGUUUGAUGAAGAAGACUCGGACGAAUCAUCUGUCAUAUCGGAGGAUAUUAAAAGUCCAUCUAAAAUGAAAAAAAGUAAAGCGUUCAGAUUUUCUGCGAAGAAAAAGGAAAAGGAUGAAAAGAAAGAAAAAGAACCAAAAAAAGAUGAAAGAGACAAAGAAAAAAAGAAGGAGGAUAAAGAAGGGAAGAAACUCAAGCUGAAGACAAAGAAGAAGUCAAAGCAUUUACACGUACAUGAGGAACCGACCAAAGAAGCUGCCAUGGAGGUAGAGAAGCCUAUAUUCGGUGUACCGUUAGCUGUUGCCGUGGAGAGGAACCGUAGUCAUGAUGGGAUAGAACUACCAGCUCUAUUUAGAGACUGUGUCGACUAUAUAGAGGAGCAUGGCCUCCUGUGUGAGGGUAUAUACAGGAUAUCUGGGGUGAAGUCUAAGGUACAGAUGCUGAAGGACUGUUACAACAGACAGAACCCUGUAUACCUCGAGGAACACGAACCAAACAUCGUGGCCAGCCUGUUGAAGACAUUCCUCCGUGAACUCCCUGAGCCAGUCCUCACCACCAGUCUAAUGCCAAAGUUUGAGGAAGCUUCAGUGAUAAAGAAUGAGCGUCGUCGACUGGAACAGUUCAGUAAGCUGGUGUCGGACCUCCCCACAUGUAACCGACUCCUGCUGUCCUGGGUCAUAGUUCAUAUGAUGCACGUCAUCGAGAGACAAAAGGAGAAUAAGAUGACCCUACAGAAUGUGUCCAUCGUACUUAGUCCAACAAUGCAGAUCAGCCAUCGUGUUCUCAACGUCCUAUUCUCCCUGGCCAAACAGCUCUUCAAGGACGUCCAACUCAAAAGGUAUAAACCGCCACUUCGGCCGACAACUUCAAAAUGGUCGCUGGAACUCCCCGACAAUCCUGCUGGUCUAGAGGAAGAACUGGCCAAACAGGAGUCUCUCCUCAAUGCCCUUCAUCAGGAGGUCACCGGGGUCAAGGACGCCGACAAAGAGGAACAGCUCUGGGAGGUUCAGCGUGUCGUCACUGAACUCAAAAGAAAGAUCAAGUUUGCCAAGAAAGCUGCAGAUUCGGAGAAAAGACGACGAGAAAAGGAAGAACUCCGGAAAUCUCACACAGAAAAUGAUGACAUGGUUUUACGACUGGAACUGAGGGAAGCUCCAGUAAGGAAGCAACAAGCUCCACUUCCACCAAACGGCGACACAGCCAAUGAAAAUCCUCCAUCUGAAGAGCCGACCAAUGAAAAUCCUCCAUCUGAAGAGCCGGCCAAUGAAACGGCUCAUUUACCGAAGGGAGACAUUCAAGUUUGUCCUGUUCCUCCUGCAGCUGAGAAAACUACAAAGGAAUGUGAAGAAGAUCAGGGUAAAGAUGGUCAGACUGUAGUUAGUGAGUCGCCUGGUACUGCAGUAGAGACGGAUGUUCCAGAGGAUCCCGCUACAAGACCUAGGGAGGAGGAUGAAGAUGGAUGUGUCACACCAGUAAAUGUUCCUGAGGAACAACAAACAGAUACAGUUGUCACGACAACACAAGAGAGUGACACAAAGGGAGACAACUUUUCUGAGAAUGAAGAUACUUUUGAACAGCAAGUGGAGGACAUUUUAGAACAUGCUGAUGGUGAGAUUGAUAAAGAUUCCAGUGAUGAGGAAACAAAUGAAAUCAGUGUUAAAGUUGAACAUGUUAAAAGAGUAGGGUUUAAAGAACCGGAGGAUGCUGUCGCUUUUGAGGAAGAUGGCAGUCAAAAGGUCACAGAAUCAGGUGUUGAUAAUACAGGUAUAGAGGAAUCGGGCGUAGUGACCCCAACAAUGACAGAGGAAGCAAGUGUAGAGACAACAGGUGACACUACGACGAGUACAGGUGAGGAGGUUACAGGUGAGAUAACGAGGAUACCUGAGCCAAUCACUGUGAUGAAGACCCAGGAGGAGAUAGAGAGAGAGGCUGCCGCUCUGGAGGAAGAAAUCAUAAACAGGUGUAAAGAGGAUGUGGCAGAAUUCGGACAACCAAGGGAGGUAAUCCUACUGGAGGAUGAAGUUCUGAGUGAAGAAGAUGAAGAGAUUAUUAAGCUCCAGGAAGAAGACAACGCCCUGAGACUGGAGGAGGAGGAACUACUGGCUAUAGAGAGUGAACUAAGGAAAAAGAUUGAGACGGAGCAAGGUGAGAUUGAGCGCCUGGACCAGGAGAUCACGGAGCUACAGUACCUGAGACACGACUCGGACCUCGAAGAUAUGUCAUCCAGCUCGGACAGUAGUUAUGAGAGUGAGGAUGAGGAGGACCUUCAGGAAAUCCUUAACCAGCUUAUCACCGAAAAUGAGGAGCUUGAGAAACAAAACUCAAAGAUGUGUUCCCAAAUUCAUGAAGAAAGGAUGAUAUGUCUGGAGGUCAAAGUUCAAAUCGGGAUGAUUCAACAGAAGCAACUGGAGAGUUCCUUGGGGAGUGAAUCUUUGCUGGAGAGAGAUCUGCUGCUAUUUUAAACAUUUCUAUAUAUAUAUAUAUAUAUAUACCACCAGACAUUUUACCCUAAAUGUGGACCAGGCCAGUGUGGAGGUUAGAUGUGAUAGAUUCUACAUACAUUUAAUAUGUAAAGGACCUAGAUUCUGGAUCAUAAAACAGACUUGAGCCACAAUUUCAGUUGCUAAGAAAGAAGUGCUGAGUGUUCUGGUAUCUUCCUUACCUGAAAUAAGUGUGUUCAUUCUCAGACUUAGAAUGAUUAAUUCUCUGAUUUGAAUAAGUAAGUUUUCUGACAUUGAGUUUUAUUACAGCAACAAGUUAUCAUUUUUACAGUGAAAAAGGAUCAUUCCGGACCUAGAGAGCCACCCUAUACAUUGUCUUGACAGGUUAUGCUGUAAAGUGUUUUCAUCUACAGUGAAGAUUUAUCUUUUAUAACCUGAAGCAAAGCAAAAGAAUUAUUAAUUGUGUUGUAGGAAAUUUCUCACUGUCGAGUGCAGGAGAACAUAAAUCUCAGUGUUAUUGUCCCUAUCUCAAGCUAAGGUAUUCAAAACCUGAUCCACUUAGUAAAAAUUCUCAAAAAUGUUUCACUUUGAAAGAUGAAACAUAGAUACUCGUGUAUUUGAUAAGUUACAAAGAUGACUUGUUAACAUUACCCACAGUAGAUAGUAUAGAUGUUUGUUAUAUAUACUAUAUAUUACCAACAUGAUCAUAUGUUAUUCCAGGUAUUCAUCAACAUUCUUUAACAGAAAAUAAUUGCUUGAGUUGAAAUAUUCCAUGGGAAAACCCUAUUAGGUUUUAUAACAAAUCUGAGUUAAGGAACUUUCCUUAAAUUCUUUAAAGCUUUCCUAUGGGCAAUUUUAACAUUAAAUUUCAAUAUCUGUUAUGGAAUUUCCUUAAGUUGAGGAAGUUGAUGCAAUUGGAGCCUGAUAUUCCACAGUGCAAUAUAUGUCUACUUGGACGAAAUCAUUCAGAUAUUUACUGGUGCUGUCCUACUGAAGAUUGUCACAAUAAAAAUGUUACAGGUUCUCUUUCCAAACUAGAUUGGUUUUCCGUACAGACCAAAUCAUUUUAUUCGUUCUUUUAUGUGUUUGAAUGCAUGUCAGAAAAAUAGUUUUCAUAUUUCGUAAUCGAAAUUCACGAAUUUUCAUCGACAAAACCCGAUAUCUUUUAUUUCAGAACAUUGUCUUGGAAAAACUAUUAUCGUUAUAAUCAACAGAAAUAGGCCAGAUUAUGGCUUAAAAUACUCGCAUAGUCGCAUUCAAAUUUUAUGCAAAACUAAAUUGAAACAGAUUAAUGCCGUGAUGAAUUAGUGUACUAACAGCAUUUGCAGAAGAAAACAAUAUGCAUGAAAUGUAAUUAGCAUUAGCAUUUUAAUUUAGAAGAAGUCUUUCAACGCAAAAAAACCCGAAAAUAAGAUUACCACUCACAUAAGAUACCGCUAAAAAGACUGUAUAGGAAACAUGUUCAAACAUCUUAAACACAGAAGACGAGUAGUCAACAUUUCAUUCAUAUUAGUCUUUAAUUUCAAAGGUCAUGUCCGAUGCUAAAUUACUAACUCUUAUUGAUUUUUGGAUGAUAAUUCGUUUGCAUAUAUUAUGUUUUAUGUUGUGUUGUUUCAGAAUAUAUUAUGUUUUAUGUUGUGUUGUUUCAGUAUUUUUAGAUAAGAAUGGCGAGAGAGAGAGAGAGAGAGUGAUUCAUCAGGCAGAUGAAAGAUAAUUGUUCACGUUUUGUCAUUUUCUUGUAUCUUAAUAUAUCCAGUCUUGUAAGAGUGAAUUAUAUGUUAUAUGUUUGUGUUUUGUUGUGUUGUUGCUUGGUAAGUGUGUCACACAAGAAGUGAUGAUUCAUCGGGCAGAUGAAAAAGUGUGGUUGGGAUUGUAUCGACCUAUUUGUAUCUAUAUAUGUCUAGUCUUGUAAGAUAAAAAUAAAAGUUGAGAAUAUUGGUGUUUAUUUCUUGAGGAUGGUGGAUGGGGUCGUCUAGAGUCCUCUGGAAAUCUUGUAACAUCAACCCUCUCAGCGGUGGUGGCUGAGUGGUUAAGGUGUCCCGACACGAAAAUAAAGAGAGCUUAUAUCACCCGAAGUGAAAUUAUACUUUUAUACUUUAUGAUUAUGAAUAUCAUGAGAAAUCCCUGAUUUGUAACGUAUGAUAUGAUGUUAGUAUGGAGGUAUUGUGAGGACCCUUGUACCCUCAUAAAUAUAUUAUCUAGUAAAAAAGGAAAACAAUAAUAACGAAACCAAAAUGUAUAUAUUUAUUCUUGUGUAUUUGUAAUGUAAAUAUGUGAUUGUCGUUUGAUGAAUAAAACGAUAAAAAAGGUGUCCCGACACUUUAUCACUAGGUCCUCCACCGCUGGGUUGUGAGUUCGAAACCCACGUGGGACAGUUGCCAGGUACUGACCGUAGGCGUAGGUCUGUGGCUUUCCCCGGGUACUCCGGCUUUCCUCCACAUCCAAAACCAGGCACGUCCUUAAAUGACAAUGACCAUUAAAAGGACGUUAACCAAAAUAAAGCAAAACAAACCUCUCAACAUGAAUAUAAAUAUGUCUAGUUUUGUAAGAUAGAGAAAAGCAAGAGAAUAUUCGUGUUUAUUGGCAGAGGUUGAUGGGUGUGUGUUUUCCAGAAUACUCUGUUAACCUCCCUGUCUCAACCAUGUCAAACCUGAUCUAAAAUAUCCUCAUUUGUAAGACGGAGAAAUACGUCAGCAUUUUCAUGUUGUAGGUGAUGGAUUGUUGAUGUCGCAAACCUCGCAUCAGCCCUCUCAAACAUGAUCUUAAAUGUCCUGUUGAGAGAGAAAUUCGUCAGCAUAUUGAUGUCUUCUACGUUGGUACAUGAAGUGUGAUGGAUUGCGGAUGACCUUGAUAUUCGCAAACCCUUUGCAUCACCCCUCUCCAACGAAACUAGUAUAAAAGUGACUAAAUACACGUAACAAAUAUUUUAUUUAUUACAAUUUAGAAGUACAUUAGUCAUGUGAUGUUGUAUUCGUCUAGUGCUAUUUUCAUUGAGAGAUAUAAGCUUUGUUACAUGUAAUAAAUGAAUAAAUGGUAAAAAGUA
Molecule: messenger RNA, 5778 nt
Organism: Pecten maximus
Lineage: Eukaryota; Metazoa; Mollusca; Bivalvia; Pectinida; Pectinidae
Product: ralA-binding protein 1-like
Exons: 16
Coding region: 168-2756 (862 amino acids)
Biological process (GO): small GTPase-mediated signal transduction
Molecular function (GO): GTPase activator activity; small GTPase binding
Source: RefSeq, a predicted model, not a curated record